Linum trigynum is the source of this 984-nucleotide messenger RNA. The record is from the annotation of a GenBank genome assembly. Lineage: Eukaryota; Viridiplantae; Streptophyta; Magnoliopsida; Malpighiales; Linaceae.
AUGGCGCUAAAAUCACAGACGAUUGCUGGAUUAGCUGCCCCGUUACCAUCUCCCGCUUCAACUUCAUCGACUUCUUCGACCAACACACUCUGCAUGGUGAAGCGCCCGCCUCUGAGCUCGUCUUUCUUAAAUGGCGGUGCUCUAAAGAUCACCAGGACACGGAGUCCAGUUGGUCGUUCGAACUGUUUGAGGCAAGCUGGAGGCGGGCUUACCAUUCGUUCAAAUCUUUUUGAUCGGUUUGCAAGGGUCGUGAAGUCAUAUGCCAAUUCAAUCUUAAGUUCAUUUGAAGACCCAGAGAAAAUUUUGGAUCAAGCUGUGCUUGAAAUGAAUGAUGACUUGACAAAGAUGCGCCAAGCCACAGCACAAGUUUUGGCAAGUCAAAAACGAAUGGAAAAUAAGUACAAAGCUGCACAGCAAGCUUCUGAAGAUUGGUACCGGAAGGCACAACUUGCUCUCCAGAAGGGAGAGGAAGAUCUUGCACGCGAAGCUCUCAAGAGGCGAAAAUCUUAUGGUGACAAUGCUAGUUCUCUGAAAGCUCAACUUGAUCAACAGAAAACUGUGGUGGACAAUCUUAUAGCUAACACUCGGCUCUUAGAGAGCAAGAUACAAGAGGCCAAGUCCAAGAAGGAUACUCUAAAAGCACGUGCUCAGAGUGCAAGGACGGCAACCAAAGUGAAUGAGAUGGUAGGAAAUGUUAAUACCAGUAGUGCUCUUUCCGCUUUCGAAAAGAUGGAGGAGAAAGUGAUGGCAAUGGAAUCAGAGGCAGAAGCACUUGGCCAAUUGACUACCGAUGAGUUGGACGGGAAGUUCUUGGCACUUGAGACCACGUCAGUGGAUGAUGAUCUAGAUAGCUUGAAGAAGGAGCUAGCCGGUAGCACAAUGAAGAAGGAGCUGCCUCCGGGACGAAACAUUUUCACCAGCACAAGAGAUCCGGAAAUCGAGAUGGAGCUCAACGAGUUGCGGCAGAAGAGGAAGGAAUUCUAG